CCGGACUCAACCUCCUUACAGCAAGGACGAGUCUACUUUCUUUUGUUUUGUAAUACACAUUUGAAUCAUGUUUCCAUGAUUUCAGAUGCUAAUGCUACAUAAGAGAGCAACACCUGGAUGUUUGAAUCACAAGAAGACCAGUGUGUCUGAGUUGCUCCUCCAUUAAAACAGAUGUAAAGAUGUUGUUCAUGUUGGUAUUGUGUGUGCUGUUGUCCGGCUGUGGGGUAGGUGCAGAACCUUGCACCCCCACAAAUCUGUCGAUUGGUACGAGGAGCAGGUGUAUUAGUGUACAAAGUUGUCGAAUGCAAUCGUUUGUGGUGUAUGGGAAAACAUGCAUUGUUCCCUGCCUCCCAACAUGGCUACAUAUGUGGUCAGAUUCUAAGGUCAUGUGUCUUAGUGCACAGGAUUGUCGAGAAAGCUCGCGUGUGGUGUAUGGGAAAACAUGCGUGCAUUCCUGUCCCCCCGGGACGCUUUACCAACAGGACACUUCCACAUGCUACAACACGUGUCCGGCACAUACGAUCAUGGUAGGAUCGCGUUGCUUGAAUGGGACAUACUGUGUGUCCCAUAACAACCAGGUCCUGUUUAAUGGCACCUGUGUGCCGUCCUGUCCUUCCUCCAUGCCUUUCAAGACAAAUGGGACUUGUUGUAAGGCAUGCCCAGUUGAUACUGUUAUGAACGGGUCCGAUUGUUUGUCACCGUCAGACUGUAUAGAGAGGGGAUAUUUCAUAGACAACACGACAUGUGUUAAAGUUUGUCCUUCCAACAAGCAGUCUAUCCUACAAGGUGUCUGCCUUUCCUCAUGUCCACCUGACAAAUCUGUCACGGUAAAUGGAAACCAGUGUCUAUCAAAACAGGAGUGUACUCGCAGGCUGGGUCAAUUCAUAUACAACAAUACUUGUGUUCCUGUCUGUCCAGCUGCAGCUAUGUUCAGUGACCAGGGAUCAUGCACAACACUGUGCCCAACUGAGAAAUGUGUUCUUGGGACUGAAUGCAUUUCUGACUUUGCUCGCCGAUAUAUGGUCAGUUUCCGAAAUGAAUGUAUUGCCACCUGCCCUCCUGAAGCUCCUUAUGCAGUAGAUAGCAUCUGUUACUCGACAUGUCCUCCUAACACUGUGUUGAAUGAUGAAGCAUGCAUAGGUUUGCAACAAUGCACAGAACGAUAUUACCUAUAUAAAGUCAUCUUCAACAAUACCUGUGUUGAUGCCUGUCCACAAUCUGCACCUUUAAACCAUCACGCAACGUGUGUAACAAUUUGUCCAGAUGAAACUGUAAUCGCUGACAUGCAGUGUGUUGAUCCUUCUGCUUGUAUAAUGACCCAUGGGUUUAUAGCCAACAGAACAUGUGUGUCCGAGUGUAAUGGCACAGAACCCUACGUAGCCAAUGGCCUCUGCCAGCCUGCCUGCCCAGAAGACUUUGUUGUUACAGCCCCAGGGAAAUUCCAGUGCAUUGGCGAAUCCGAAUGUAUCGAGAUGAAGAAAAUGGUGUCUGACGGAACGUGUGCAACAGAAUGUCCAAAAGAAUCCCCAUACAUCAGGUCAAGCCACUGCUACCAAACGUGCCCACAGGAAACUGUUGGUUUGCCUGAUAUGAACUGUGUAAGUUAUCAAGAGUGCAAGGAGCAAGGGAUGUUUGUUCAUGAAUCCAAAUGUCUUCAUGAUUGUCCAUCAACGUUUAAGUAUAAAUUACACAACACAUGCAUCUUGGAGUGUCCUUCAAACACAAGCGUAUUCCCAGACAACAAAUGAGUUUCUAUAUCCGACUGCUCAACGAUAACAGACGCAGUCAAAUACAAUGGAUCAUGUUUGCCACAUUGUCCUCCUCAUGUCCCAUAUAACCAUUCCGGAAACUGUCUGACGCAAUGUCCGUCAGGGUUUUUCGCAAAAAGUUUUCACUGCCUAGAAAAUAACAAGUGCUCAAAUAUCUUAUACAACGGAUCAUGCUUAUCAUCUUGCCCCCAAGAGGCACCAAACAGAAAGGACAGCAACUGUUACGCCAUUUGUCCACCGGACACCUACAUUUAUCAGGAAAAAUGCAUUGAUCAAUAUGAUUGUCAGGAGAAGAAGUUCUACAUCGCCGGCGGUAGUUGCGUGUCAACAUGCCCACCUGGUAGUGCAGGUUUCACAGAUUACAUCUGUCACCCCUUGAUAUAUGUGUAUAGCGCAAUUCAAGUUACGCCAUUUCUGAUGUUGACGGUGCUGAUGUGUCUGUUCUUCAUGGUUUAUAAUCCUAAGAAAUCAAGGGAAAUGAAUGCACCACAAAAAGUUCAAAGAGAACAGCUCACAGAGUGUGAUAUGCUGGAGUUAGUGACGUUUGACAAUCUCCCUGGACAACAGCAAGACCGCGCUGAACUUCCGGAUGAAGAAAACAUGGAAGUCAAUUAGGAUAGAUGAAGAGCUGCUGUCAUUGCAAGAACAGCGAAAUUUUUCUCAGAAAGCAACUGCUUUGAGUCACAAUGGAGGGAUCCUUUGAGUUGCGAACUAUUUCAAUAAGGUGAUUAUCAAUCCACGAAGAGACCACGACGAUGUGCCGUUGUUACAAGUAACAUCAGAAGACGAGCCUUUGAUCCAGCACACUGAUGAUGCAUUCGUGUUUGGUGAUGGAACGAACUGAAUUGAUCAGAAUGAUGAAAGUGAAAAUGAUAGGUUGGUGGCUAUCUCCAUUGGCUUUUCAGCCAAUGAUUAUCAGUUAACAUUAAUCUGCUCUGAAUAGGUGUAUUUUCUGUAUUUUGGUUGCUGUCCUGAAUUUGUAAUUGGGUGCUGUUAUCUUACUUUCUUACUUAGUAUUAACUUUCUGUAACAACGCUUGUUUCUUUAUGUCCUUGCUUGUUUCUUUGUUCUAUAUGGUUAUUGUCUUCUAUUGGCUUUUUAUUGUCAUAUUUCUUUUAAAUGCACAUAAGUUGCUUUCUUGGACAUGAGUUGACCCAUGUAUUUAUAGUUGUAUAUAUCUAAAGUCAUGGCUAAAGCUUUUGCUUCAAUUAACAUGCAGCUUUGAACGUACACGAUGUAAGAUCAACAGUUCGGCGUUAAAAAACAAACAAACAAACAGCAUCUCAAAUUGUGGUACCAGUUACAAAUUAUUACAAAAGGAUACUCAUCUUCUACAUGGGCCUGAUUACCUUUGAUGUUUCAGCUCUUUUCUGUAUCUCCCAGUCUUAAUUAUUCUUAAAAAAUCUUCUAUUGCAGAUUAAUUUCACAUUCUAUUGUAAUCCCGUCUGUUAUAACCAAAUGACUCCCCGGGCUCAAAUAUGACUCCACUUGCAAUUUCAAAUGUCUAUGUUUCAUUGUAUUUUCGGGUAUGUUUGUGUAUCAAUUAAUAGAUUUAUUGGAGGCACGUGUGGUUGGUGACGUGGGGUGUGCAUGUUGCCAACGCCUCAUGUUGUUGCGCCGAUUUCUCAGACAUUAUGUAACCCGAAACGCCCUGGCCAUGUGGAUCCGUGUGACUACAUAAUUAUUUGUUCAUUCUUUACAAACUUACGAAAAAAGCGAAUAUUUUAACACCAGAACUGUCUCACUUGGGACUGAUGAAAUCUAUGUGCUGGCAAUUCAAAGAAACGUGCUUAUGUCUGAAAUGAACUGUUGAGUAAGAAUUUGUAUACAAAACUUGAACCAGUUAUGUUUUUUGUAUGUAUUUUUAAUGUUUAUGAAUUAUUUUAUAUAUAUUUUAUUCCUGCAUGGAAAUGAUGUAAUUAUACAUGGUACCUUUCUUAGCGCGUGUGUACAUGUUGGGUCGAUACUAUGCGAUAAAAGUGCAUGUUCCCUUCAAACAAUUACAUGCAGACAAAUAUUUUGUAGAAAACAAUUGUAUAGACGCAUCUUAUUAUUUUCAUGCGUCGAAGCUUACCCCUGAUAUGAUUUAUAUAAUUAGAAAAAUCUAAAGUGGAAACAAAGUUACUUUUAUCCUAACUAUUUGAGAGAUAUACACUUAUUUUUAUUGUAUGGUUUGGGCCUAGCAGAGGGGCGUGAUCUGAGCCUAGAGUGCUUUGAUUGGUUGGUUGGUUGGUUUGUUGUUUUACGCCGCACUCAGCAAUAUCCUAGCUAUAUGACGGCGGUCUGUAAAUAAUCGAGUCUGGACCAGACAAUCC
Molecule: messenger RNA, 4084 nt
Organism: Haliotis rufescens (red abalone)
Lineage: Eukaryota; Metazoa; Mollusca; Gastropoda; Lepetellida; Haliotidae
Product: proprotein convertase subtilisin/kexin type 5-like
Exons: 3
Coding region: 180-1748 (522 amino acids)
Source: RefSeq, a predicted model, not a curated record